AUGAAAGAAAAGAAAGAAGAGAAGGAAAAAAGCCAUAUUGAGAAAAUUAUUGAAGUAUCAACUCCAAGUCAGAUCUUUUGACUUGCUCUGACGCUGAUCCUCCUGGGGUAUACCCCAAAACUGAUUCACAGCUGAUACUCAUACACAAGAUUUAGGAGGUUGGAAAAACCUGAGUACACACACGAAUCUUUUGAAGACUUCUGGAUAGUGAUUCCCUGUUCAAUAGUCCUUAGGCUUUUAAAGAUGUUUAUCAAUACAUAUACCUAUGAAUUCUUUAAGAGAAAGCUUAAUCACAAAUACUCAGGUGAUGAACUUGAUCGAAAAAUAAAGAAAUGUACAAGAGGAAUAUUUAAGGUAUUAUACUUCUCCUUCACUUUUUAUCUUGGACUAUUUAAGGUUCUUAAGAUGACGAACUUCGCUCCAUCUGUAAUGUUUGGAAAUGGAGAGCUUCUAUACACUGUAGGCGAUUGGCCGUACACCCCAAUGCCUUCCACUUUGAAGUUCUAUUACUUGCUCUCAUUCAGUUAUUAUGUAGAAGACGGUAUCGUUCAUCUUUUCCUCCCGCCUAAUUAUGAUUACUGGGAAAUGGUCCUCCACCAUGUCAUCACUUGCAUGCUGAUCUUUUCUUCGUAUAUGAGUGGCUUCUGGUGCAUUGGAAUCUUUGUCCUGAUUCAGAUGGACUUCGAAGAUAUUUGGAUUGGCCUUAUCAGAGUCAUCAUGGAUUUCUCAAGUGUAGCUACUUUGUCUUUAUUGUACCUACUCCUGAUGGCAGGGUGGGGCUGGUUCAGAUUUUAUACCUUUUCCUACUGAGUUUUUUACUCUUUUGCGAUGGGAAUAAGAGUGGCUGUCGAUAAUUAUUCACACGUUGUGAGUGUAAUGGCUAUGUUGCUGGCGACUCUUCUUGGGUUAAACAUCUACUGGUUUGCUCUCUUGCUUAAAAUGGGAAUCACUUUAAUAAGAGGGAAACCAAAGGAUCUUCAAAUGGUAGUCACGAAGAAAGAAAUGGAUGAACAAAAUUAAGUUAUUUUUCUUCUAAAAUCACUCUUAAAAGGCAAACAUUUAAAAUCUAAAUAUAUAUACCUCUCAUUUUCAAAAUAUUUUGAGGGUAUCACAGUUUCUUUUCUGAAAUAUCGGUUUUUUGGGGAAACUC
Molecule: messenger RNA, 1150 nt
Organism: Moneuplotes crassus
Lineage: Eukaryota; Ciliophora; Spirotrichea; Euplotida; Euplotidae
Source: the annotation of a GenBank genome assembly